Saccostrea cuccullata (small rock oyster) is the source of this 3389-nucleotide messenger RNA. RefSeq lists its product as uncharacterized. The coding region runs from base 13 to 2991 and encodes 992 amino acids. Gene Ontology annotation, molecular function: protein binding. NCBI's taxonomy places the organism in Eukaryota, Metazoa, Mollusca, Bivalvia, Ostreida, Ostreidae. The record is from RefSeq and is a predicted model, not a curated record. The transcript has 17 exons.
AAAUUUAGAAGGAUGAAACUUUUUCCAGAAGACUCCUUUGAAGGUCACGCUGGAAGUUUGCCUGACACAUAUAGAGGGAGAGAUGAAGAAAUGUCAAAGAUCCUCAGAGAUUCAGACGAGGAAUUGGUGGAAGAUGAGCCAAUCAGCAAAGAAGAAAAGGAGUCAUCUGAAAAACAAACUCCGCGGCCAAGCCGCUUUCAACCUCCAAAACAGCCAAAGGAGAAAAAGGAAGUCAUUCAUAAGAAACCAAUUCGUAGAAACAAGACAAAGGUUCCUCGCGUUCGGACACUAAAUGUGACCCCGGGAGUCAAAGAAGUAAAAGUAACAUGGGAAAUAUUUCCCAAAGAGGAAUUUAGUGACAUUCAAUUCAUUGUUCAGUGGAGAAAGAAAGGUGAACAGAAAGGUUGGCGGAGAGGUGAAAGUACGAAACUCAUCUACAUCAUCAAAAACCUGGCUCCGGAAACAGAGUAUGAAGUCAAGGUUGCCGCCUUGUGGGAGAGAAUUAUAUCUCCAUCAGAGCAAACAAAUGUGACAACUGAACCAUUGCCACCUACACCAGAGAACGACAAAGAAGAAUUACACUCAGCUGUUGAUUCACCAAGCGACACUCCUGUCGAGUACGCUCAAAGAAAACUUUGUGCAAUUAUCGUUAAUGACCGUAAAGGUGGGAUGCAUACUGAGCUAAAUAUCAGAUCACGAGAAAUUUUUGACUUCUUUGACAAAGUCUUGCGUUUCAAAACUGUUGUCAAAUUGGAAAAUCAAACAAGAGAGAAGGUGCGAGACUGGUUUAAAGCAUUGGAUAGAAGUAAAAUGUUUGACGGAUUCGAAAUGUUCGUGUGUGUCCUCAUAGGUUUUGGUGAUUACAAUGGAUUUUAUGGAUGUGAUGGUGAAAUGGUUACCUUUCAUGAAAUUUACAAGCAAACCAGGGAGAAGUUUGGCAAAAAGCCAAAAAUUAUUCUUGUGGACAUCAUAAAUAUCCCCUCCUCAAAAGUGCCAUCGAUGAAAAGUGCCGACGUACGAAUAAUGGAAAACUCCUCCAGGGAAGUUGUUCUUGAGUGGACACCGCCGCGCUACCAGGAGAGUGAUAUCCAGUUUCACAUAGAAUGUUUCAAAGGCUCAAAUAAAGUAAUGGAAGUAUACCAACCAAACACUCGUAUAGAAUUUGAAAAUCUAGAACCAAACACGCAUUAUAGAUUCCAUGUAACGCCGAUUCUUAGAAAGGAAGGGAAGCCAUACGGAAGUUCAGUAUAUGCAAAAAUUAAAACCAAGGCAAGAAUAAAAGAUACGGAUAGUUUAGAAGUUCGAAAUUUGUGUGCACAGAGACUCUCAGAAAAAGAGAUACUGAUGUUCUGGCAUCCCCCUGGAAUCAAGAAAACUAGUCAUUUGUCUUACGUAAUUUCCUGGGUAGAUCAGACUAAUCUUACCAAACGUUCAGAAAUGGAAACAAAGAAAAAUUCGUGUAUUCUAAAUGGUCUGCAGUCCAAUUCAGAGCAGCUGGUUAAAGUGGCUGUUAAAGCAUAUGACAAGACCUUUUUCCCUCUUAGUUGCCAUGUUCCACAAUUUGAAGAUGUUUUGAGACCUACUCAAGUGACGGCAAUAGCAGAAUCACAUUCGGUGUUUUGGGUGGAUUGGCAAUUUCCAAUAGAUAAACAAGAACUUAUUGAAAAGUUCAUCGUUCAUUGUUCAGAAUGCUUGUCUUUCAGAAAUAACCGUACAAGGUCUUUUGAAGUUAUAAAAGACCUACGGAGUUUACCGGUAAACUAUAUACCGGAACUUUUUUAUCAUUACGUAAAAGUGUCACCAAUAGCCAAGGAGGUUUCCUCCAGUGAAAAAGUCCAUGAGUCGCUUAUUGCUCGAAUUGAAACCGAUAAAGCACUGAGGCUAUUUGUCUCUUCAAAAACCAGCAACUCGUGUGAGCUUAUAUGGUGGGUGGAUAUACAGGACAGAGAAAUGGUUUCCACCUACACGGCACAUUGUUCACCCUCAGAUCCGAAGAAGAAAAAGUUUAAGCCAGUCCCCCUCAAGCUUGGGCCUGAAUGUCGCCAAACUCAUGAAAUAGUAAACCUGGAGAGCGACACGACUUACUUUGUAUCGAUCUACCAUCAGAGGAAGAUGUACACACAACAGAUUAAAGUGAAGACUCUUCCCAAAGGCAAUCCAGAAAAUCUUGAAAUCACAUUUGUGUCCUCAUUCGAGGUGAUCUUAACUUGGUCGCAAAACUUUAAAUCCGGAGAAACGGAGAACACAUACGUUGUAGAAUAUAAAUGUGACCCCACUAUAAUGAAGAAGACUAUACGGUUGACGACGUCCGAAUGUUCUAUACAUCUUACGGACCUUCUUCCGGAUGUUGAGUACGAGGUCUCCGUCAAAAACAAAGAAAAAGGAGACCCGUCUGUUAAAACGUUCAGGACACCAAAAUUUGGGCCGAAUAAUUUACAGCACCAGGUGACGUCAUCAGAGAUAACAGUGACCUGGGAAAGUGCUGUUCUACCCGAAAAUUCUACAGAGUUGCUACAGUACCUAAUUUUCCUAGAAAGGGAAGAUGGAAAUAGAGAAAAGGGGAUGAUCAUAAAAGACACCGCCUUACAAUUUCAUUGCAUAUUUAGUAAUCUAUGGUCAUCGACGUCGUAUGCUAUCAAGUGUUUUACACUUAUUGAUGGGAAACGGAAAUACGCUCCAAUAGUGAUCAAAACAAAAACCAAAAGCGACAAUCUGCGAACUCUAUUGGAACCAAGGGGUGACAAUUUCAUUAUUUCCUUUGCUACCCGUGAAUUGAGAACUGAUGCAUUACUGCAAACUGGUGUAUAUUGUGCAGAUUUGUUCUUAACAUUUCAAGAGGAAUUUUACAGUAAAUCUGUGGAUGAGAUGCUAGAUCUCAUUGAUCUGAGUAAUGAGGAUCUGAAAGCAUACACAGUGACCAACAUCAAAUACCCUAUAGACAAGGUGAUGCUGGACACACCAAAGCCAGACGUCGAAGAAGACGUUGAAUGAACUGAAUUAUUUCCAACACCUUUGUGGGUGGAAAGCAGUUCUUUUUAUGCUGGCUAAUUGUUAUAAUUAAACAUAUGUCCUAUAUCACAACAUCGACAGAGACUGUUACCUGAAAGAGAAUACAUAUAUUGAUAUGAAAACAAGUUAGCUUAUUAGUUGCCUUUCAUGUAUUUUUGUAUAUCCUGAUAUAAAUGGAUAGAUGUUAAUAUACGUAACUGAUUGAUAUAACAAAGAAAUACUCCUACAUCAGCGACUUCAGAUGUUUGUAAGCAGCAUUGGAGAGAGUACUUUGUUGUUUUGUCCUAAAGGUUGUAAACUAAGAUUCAUUAACUCUGCACUAAAGGCCAACUCUUCGUUAAUUGAAUAUUGGGAUUUAUAAUUAAUUUUUCUCUUAAUCA